This is a messenger RNA of Amblyraja radiata (thorny skate), 4053 nucleotides long. Its product is annotated as neuropeptide Y receptor type 5. Gene Ontology annotation, biological process: chemical synaptic transmission; G protein-coupled receptor signaling pathway. The record is from RefSeq and is a predicted model, not a curated record. Gene Ontology annotation, molecular function: neuropeptide binding; pancreatic polypeptide receptor activity; peptide YY receptor activity. The transcript is spliced from 2 exons. Gene Ontology annotation, cellular component: neuron projection; plasma membrane. Lineage: Eukaryota; Metazoa; Chordata; Chondrichthyes; Rajiformes; Rajidae. Bases 844 to 2181 code for a protein of 445 amino acids.
AUGUGUGAGCUUAUGAAAUCGUGGAAAGGGAUAACAGAUUGAAGCAACCGUGCCGUGCCCACUAGCGGCACAAUCCCACCAGCCGCUUGCACACACAUCCGUCUCACACUGGGCAGCGGAGCCACCACGUGAGAAAUCUUCAGAGGAUCGCCGAGUCCCUCGCUAAAAUCGUUGGCUGGGAUCGCUGGGCUGGGGAUGCUUGCAAGAGGCAACUGCCCGUGGCUCUGCGGAUCACAGGAAUACUGUGAAAGGAAGACACACCUGGGUCUGAACAGUUGUGGAUCAGCACCUGAAAGCAGCAUUUCUUGCCAGUUGGGUAGACCCGCCACUAUUCAGCAGGAAAUCCUUUCCUUUCUUCAACUCUCACAUAUCUGCUUGAAAGAUCCUGAACCAUUGCAACAAUAGAGAGAUUCCGCAUCAGAGCAUCAUUGCAGAAUUGCGAAUGUGAACAAAGUUAUUUACAUUUCUGAAUAAUUCUUUUGAUAGCUUGAAAUUAAAUUAGAUAUCUAUCGCAAAUGUCCUCACUGACUCUUAUGUGACUGUGAUAGUUAACCUUCUAAUGCACAUUGAUGGUGAUUUUCUGCUGAUACAACAUGAAGGAUUGCUGAUACACAUUUAAUUAUAUUCACAAUAUGUUAUGCGGUGAUAACGUGCAUUGUGUGUAAUCUUACAUUACAAAUGUAAUCGGCCAAUUACUGAUUGGUACAGGAGCGAUGGCAAUCUAUAGCUUGCAUCAUUUACAUUUCCUUGGUUGGCACAUGAUUAGUCAUUGAACUGAUUCUUGUUUUAUUACACAUCAUGUGCAAUUUGGUUCUCUGAAUAUAUAUAAACCAUCCGCCCAAAAUGGAUAUUGAGGAAAAAAAUAAAAGUAAUAUCACUGUUAUGUCCGAUAAUGCUAACAGCACAUCCUUAUAUGGACAAGGUCCCCCAUCAUGGGAUGAUUAUAAUGGAAGCAUACAUGAUAUCAGAUAUAUACUGGUUGGAAUUUACACAUUGAUAACAGUUCUGGGGCUUCUUGGUAACUUUUGUGUUGUGGUUGCUUUGUGCAAAAACUUAAAGCAGAAAUCAAUGAUUAAUUUUCUGAUUGGAAAUUUAGCGUUAUCUGACAUUUUAAUUCUGUUAUUUUGUUCUCCAUUUACAUUGACUUAUGUACUUCUGGAUCAAUGGAUCUUUGGGGAAAUCAUGUGCUAUAUAGUACCAUUUGUUCAGUGUGUAAGUGUUAUGGUUUCUAUACUAAUGCUGAUGUCAAUUGCUAUGGUUAGAUAUCAGAUGAUCAACAAUCCAUUAUCCAAUAAUUUCACCAUAAAUACAGGUUACGUGUUAAUGGGAACUGUGUGGAUUAUUGGAUUCACGAUUUGCUCACCAUUACCCAUCUUUCAUAAAAUAAUAGACCUAAGUGAAACUGUUCACUUGGUGUCCUUAAAAAAUAAAUUCUUAUGUAUUGAGGCAUGGCCUUCUGAUUCUUACAGAUUCGCCUAUACCUUGUCCUUGUUAUUCAUUCAGUAUAUUUUGCCUAUAGUUUGCCUAACAAUCAGCCACGCCAGCGUGUGCAGGAAGAUUAGUGCCACGGUGCCAAGCACACAAAGUAGAUCUGAUGAGAAUGAAAUGAUAAACUUAACGAUACACCAGCCAGCUAACAAGCUUUCGGCCACGCAGCACUCAAAGAUACAAGGAUGGAACUAUUCCCUUCUGAGGAAACACAAGAAGAGGUACAGUAGGAAGUGCGCCACUGUCGUGCCUGCCAUGGUCAAAGUCCACAAGAAUGACCUGGCACACAAUGGUUCGAACAGUGCGCAACCUCUGCCCGCUUCCUUUCUACCAGGUGUGCCCAUUUGCUUUGAAGUGAAACCAAUGGAAUCAGAGGGGGCCACUGACCCACAUAUUAUUCCUGUGACAUCCAAAUCCAUCACCAGAUUGAGGAAGCGAUCACGCAGUGUUUUCUACAAGCUGACCAUCGUGAUCGUUGCUUUUACUGUCAGCUGGAUGCCUCUACAUAUCUUUCAUCUAUUAACCGACUUCAAUGACAAUCUGAUUUCCAACAGACACUUCAAGCUGGUUUAUUGCAUUUGUCACUUGUUGGGAUUGCUGUCCUGUUGUCUGAAUCCUAUACUAUAUGGAUUCUUGAAUAAUGGUAUCAAAUCCAGUCUACAAUCCUUGGUCAAAUGCUUUUGGGUAAAAUAAUACCCAGAGAGGACAGAAGUUGGGGUUUGUCAUAUCCAGCUUACUCAGUCAUAUGAACAGUGAAUUAAUACCAGGUCACUGAAUUCAAUUUGACAGUAUGGCUCUGAUCAAUACAUGGUCCUAAAUCAAUCGAACUCAUUCCCUGAUGUACUAUACUAAAGGUUUUGUUAAAAUAACUCGCUAUCUUACUGAAAUCAUGAUGGGAAAUUUAAUAUAGAUUUUUACUGAGUUUUACAGUGGUAUAUAAACAAGAAGUAACCGUUAUAUUGUGAUGUUAUUCAUUUUGUCAAUUUGAUAACAAUUAGAGGUUCCAGAAAUAUUCAUAAAAUGAGCUAAUGUAAAAAAGGGAAUUUUUUGCUUGUUGAUUUAAUAUUUAUUGACUCAAUGAACCAAUUACACAAUGUGGUCUUGUACUUUUUUAAAGUUCAGUGAUAUUUUUAGGCUUCAGAUAUUAUCAAAGGAAACAUUGAAAACCAAGAUUUUGAUGUCAAGCUGUUUUGAACCAAAGAGAAAUCACUAUUCCAGUCAUCUUCACACCUUUCAUUCUGACUUAAUGUGAAAGGAGGUCACAAAUGCAGACAAUACGAAAUAUAUAUUCCAUGCCACUAUCAAAAGCAACCCCUCAAUCAUACGCUAAAACCAAUGACUCUAAAAUAUCUUAUUUUACCAGUCUGUCAUAGUGUUUCAUGUUCUGUGCACUGCUUGCAAUUUACAAGUUUAAAACAGUUUUGAAAGCAGAACUGUAUUAAAAGUCAUUCGGUAAAGCAUAUUUGUGUGUGCAGAAACAGAAUAUUGUUACUUUAAACCGUGUCAUUGCAUCACUUUGAUGCCGUGUCCUUUGAUUUUGAUGAUUCUUUUGAGAAUGAUUCAUUGUUGAUAUAAUACACCUUCAACAAUUUUUUCUCUCACAAUAACACCGAUGCCAUCACUGAUUGCUGAAUUCAUUUGCCAUUAAAUGUCAGACAAAAAGAAGUGUUUGAUAAGGUUUCAUUUAAAAAAUAUAUAAUUUACUUUAAGCAACUUAUAUUUUAAAAUGAUCUGAACUGGUAGUUUAAUUAGUUAUUUUUUAUUAUAACCUGUUAGAUUGUCAUGAUAUUCUGACCAAUUGAAAAUUGUACACUUACUCUGCAGAACAUUGUUUCUGGUUGAAACAUUAUAGAAGAAAAUUACAAAUUGAUCCUAACUACAAUAAAUGUUAAUUAUUAAAGACUAAAAAAUAGUAAAUAAAAUUAGAAGAGAGUGAUGCAUUUAGAUUAUUAUAUCUUUUCAUAUUUACAUAUGGCUGUAUGGUAAUUCGCACAUCACUGUAUGUUAAUUGGUACAUGUGACAACAAAAGACCUUUGAAACCUUUGAAAUUUACACCUGCAUGCAUUAGUUAAAUGGUUGUGGAAGUAAUGACUUAACUCAGUUUCAUUUAGUUAGUAUGAAUUUGAUUGAUUUUGGUGAGAUCUAAUUUCACUUUGCAUCGAAUGUCGUUGCUUGCUGAUAUGCUGAUAAUAGCAGUUUACAAUGGCGCAUUUUUGGCUGUGGGCACUGAUACGGACAAAUGAUGCCUGGAAUGCUGAAAUAUAAACUUUUGUGUUGUCUGAGUAUGUAAACACUUAAACCCUUAUUUGUCAUUAUGCUCUGGCCUGUUUUAUAAGUACAUUCCUAUGCUUCAAUGCUCCAGUAUGUUCUGCUAAAGAGAAUGCAGAAUUAAAACAAAGAACUUCCAAGUAAGAAUUUGUUUUGCAAAUGAAAUGAAUCAAAGUUGAAAUGGAUGCUUAUUUGGGAAAAAAACGUGUUUUCUUAUUUGAAUAUUGUAUUUAUAACGAAUCGUGCACAUUAUUUCCAUUUGGUAAUGAAAUAAUAUUAUGUAAAGCUUGAAAUUG